Molecule: messenger RNA, 1725 nt
Organism: Diutina rugosa
Lineage: Eukaryota; Fungi; Ascomycota; Pichiomycetes; Serinales; Debaryomycetaceae
Gene: DBF2
Product: serine/threonine-protein kinase
Exons: 1
Coding region: 1-1725 (574 amino acids)
Biological process (GO): peptidyl-serine phosphorylation; intracellular signal transduction
Cellular component (GO): spindle pole body
Molecular function (GO): protein serine/threonine kinase activity; ATP binding
Source: RefSeq, a predicted model, not a curated record
AUGUUCCGAGCCACGCCCACGGUCCUGGACGGCGACAUCGCCGACAUCUCCCACACCAUGGAGAACGUGCUGCUUUCCCACCCGAUGGACAUCGACCACCUGUUCCGAACCAACAAGGAGAACAUCACGCCGCAACUGCUGCCGACAAAGCUGAUUUUGCACCAGCUGCCCCGCAAACCCCGCAAUAACCGCCACCUCGCCGAGCUUACCCAUAACAUCAGUCAAUUACAGCCAGGUACACGGAUCUCGGACGACGAGUUCCGCAGGCGGGCAAACAACCCGAAGACCAAGCGGUUGGCCCUGGUGGCCCAGCUCUACUUCUUGGACUACUACUGCGACAUGUUUGACUAUGUCAUUCUGCGCCGAGAACGCACUAAAGUGGUCAAGCACCGGCUUUUAACCGACCCCACGUUCACCCAAAACCCUCAGCGGCAACAGUUGGAGUGGAAAAACUACGUGGGGCGGGAACGGGUGCUUUUGCGUAAGCGCCGGUUGAAGCCUAAGCAUAAGGACUUUGAAAUGAUUACGCAAGUGGGGCAGGGGGGCUAUGGCCAGGUGUUUUUGGCCCGCAAAAAGGAUACCCGCGAGAUCUGUGCCCUCAAGAUCUUAAACAAGAAGUUGUUGGUGAAGCUAGACGAGACCCGCCACGUGUUGACAGAGCGUGAUAUUUUGACCAAUACUCGCUCCGAGUGGUUGGUGAAGUUGUUGUACGCGUUCCAGGACCCGGAGAAGGUGUACUUGGCCAUGGAGUUUGUCCCCGGUGGCGACUUCCGUACUUUACUUAACAAUACCGGCUACUUGAUCCCUCCCCACGCUCGGUUCUACAUCUCGGAGAUGUUUGCUGCCGUCAACUCUCUCCACGAACUUGGGUUUACCCACCGUGAUUUAAAGCCCGAGAACUUUUUGAUCGACUCUAAGGGCCACAUUAAGCUCACGGAUUUUGGGCUUGCCGCUGGUCUGGUGCUGAAUGACCGUAUUGAACUGAUGCGGAUCAAAUUGCGUAACUUGGAAGAGUUGGACGACUACCAGCUCCCUUCAAACUACAUGAAUGAGCGUCAGCGGUUAUUCAAGCAAGCUCAGGGCCACUUGAACCUUGCUAACUCCAUCGUCGGGUCGCCUGACUACAUGGCAUUGGAAGUGUUGGAGGGUAAGAACUACGACUUCACCAUCGACUACUGGCUGCUUGGGUGCAUGCUUUUCGAAGCCCUCUGUGGCUACCCGCCGUUCUCGGGGUCUCGUCUGGAAGAGACCUACUACAACUUGAAGAACUGGCGCACGGCGUUGAGACGGCCGCAAACUAAAGAUGGUCGUUACGUGUUCAGUGACCGCACGUGGAUGUUGAUCACUAAGCUCAUCAACCUGCCCCAACAACGGUACCGGUCGUUUGAACAGGUGCAACGGGCGCCCUACUUCAGCGACGUCAAGGACUGGGACUUGCGCAAGCGGACGCCGCCGUUCACGCCUCAAUUGGACAAUGACGAGGACGCCGGUUACUUUGACGACUUCGAAGACGAAGAGAUGAUGGCGAAAUACAAGGACGUGUUUGCUCGCCAAGAGCACAACGAGUCGUUGCUUGAGAAGGACGGCGGCAAACGGCCGCUCGGCCAGAACAAUUUUAUCGGCUUUACUUUCAAACACAAGCUGAAUCCCAACAAUAAGUUUGGCGGCGAGAUCAACUUGAUGGGAGGCCAAUCCCGCUUGGACCCCUUGGCUACUUUAUACUAG